Messenger RNA from Lizanozyma spartinae, 3852 nucleotides. RefSeq lists its product as uncharacterized. The transcript has a single exon. Gene Ontology annotation, biological process: exocytosis; Golgi to plasma membrane transport. The coding region runs from base 1 to 3852 and encodes 1283 amino acids. Gene Ontology annotation, molecular function: phosphatidylinositol-4,5-bisphosphate binding. Gene Ontology annotation, cellular component: exocyst; plasma membrane. Lineage: Eukaryota; Fungi; Ascomycota; Pichiomycetes; Serinales; Debaryomycetaceae. The record is from RefSeq and is a predicted model, not a curated record.
AUGAACAACAGUAACAACAUGUAUGGCGGUGCUCCUGGUGUGUAUGGAGGUGUUCCCGGUGGACGACCUACGGGACCAUACAAUUACCAGCAACAUCAACAGCAUCUUCCCCCACAACAUCAACAACAACAACUUCAACACCUUCAACAUGCUCAGCAUGGUCAACCACAACAACGAUUCCACCUGCCAGUGAAUGGUCCUUUUGAUGCCUGGGUGGACGAGAAGGAGAAAAUCAUUAGAGAUAUCUACUCCAAGACGAUCACAGACCCAAGAACAGGGCAACUGGUACUUGACGUUAAAUAUGUCUACCAUAUGAAAAUCAAAGAAUAUUCUAGUUAUCCCCAACUGAUGCCCCCCUCAAACUUGACACCAGCUCAAUUGGGUGGUGUUAAGGAUCGGAUCUUAUGUAUUUGUGCUAAGCUGCUGGGAAGAGUCCUUAUUCAAAAAGGUAAAUACAAUGAUCACAAAUACGUUUACCAAAUUGGAAGAACUUGGGAUAUCGAUGAAUUGAAAGAAAUAGUUCAAUGUGGUUCUGAUGGGUUUAUAUUGGUAUUGAACAAAAACUAUUAUUGGAAGUCUUCUGAAGGUCAAGACCGUCUUGGGCUAUUUGUUAAGAACUUGGCUAGAACUUAUGGCUCUUACACUGGGAAAUAUCCAGCAAUCACUGGGUUUGAAAACGCUGACUUGGCUCUACCUAAUGUUCCAAUGAAGAAUGCCAUGAAUCAUCAGCCUAAUAAUAAUGAAAUAGUGGGCUUGGGAUUAUCAUCAGCAGCAGCUCUGGGUAUGGAUCAUCCAGGUAUAACUGUUCCUAAACCAGUAAUUGGUGCAGAUUCUAUGGUGGCCCCAUCAUAUUCAUCAGCUUCUUCAUCCCUGCAACAAUCUCCUAAUCCUAAUCAACUCGAUAAGACGAAGCAACAAAAAAGACAUGAAUUGGAUUAUCGUCAUCAAGUUGCUUCCCAAAAACAGCCAACCCCAGGACAACAUCCUUAUUCUAACCUUGUAACAGGAGCAAUUACUCAAGAAUCUUUGGCAUCUGAAGAUAACUUCAAUUUUGGUUCACUGGUUGAUCCUCCAAACAGAAGUGUGAGUCAAGCAACAACAGUAAUUCAUAGAAGAAAAGAAAGUGAAUUGAGUCAUGCAUCAUCAUCUACGGCCCCAUUAUCCAAGCCAUUCGACCAACUCGCUGACACAGAACCAGGGGUGAAUUUUAUUGGUGAAGCUCAAACUGAAAAUGAAAUUGAAAUUGAAAUUGAAGAAAUUAGUGAUCAUAGUAGUGUAGAUUGGAAUUCACCCAAAGUUCCUCCAGUUAAGAAUGCCGAUCUUUCACCUAUUGAUUCGUCCAUUCAAGAAAUUGAGGCUUAUAUGGAUAGACAGUUAAGUAAAACAUUCAGGAAUGACAUGGUUCCAGUUCCAGAAAUCAAAAUUGAAGAAGAAGAACAUCCAGCUUUGAAUAUAAAGAAAAGAGAUGCUAUUGACAACAAUAACAAACAAUACUUGAACAACAUAGACACUCACUCAGAUUCAUUAACGUUUGGAGAGGAUGAUGCUCCAUCGAUGAUAUCAGAUGAUGGAAAUGAUGAUUAUGCUGAAAGUUCAGAAGAAAAAUUGGAAAAGGAUCCUGAAAUUGAAGAGAUAUUGGAAGAAUUAAAAUGGGAUAUAGUUGAAGGUUCAGAACUGUUGGUGAAAAAGCUUAGAAAGAAAUUGAAUGUUGUUAAACUGACCAAUGCAAAAAAUCUAGUAAAUUUUGAUUUUGGAAAGGAAUCUGUUUUCGAUGACAUUGACUUUUCUGUUAGAGAAGUGAAUAAUUUAUCCCAUAUUUUCACCAAAUUAAGUAUUGACGUCAGAAGUAUCAGUUCAAAAGUUGCAUAUAUUGAAAACGAAUCUGAUGGUUUACAAAUGAAGACAAUUAAUGAAGCAAUGCUUCUCAAUGAAUUACAAUCUAUUGUUGAUGAUUUGAAUAUUGAUGAUUAUGAUUUGGGACUUAUCUCUAAGUUUUCAGAUUAUGAAAAUUUGGAAAGUGUUAAUGGCUUGGAAACUAAAUUGGUUAGGUUAUAUGCAGCCUUGUAUACAAUCAGAGAUACCGAUACUGGUGGUUUAAAUAAGAUGUUGGCCAUUAAACAAUAUCAAGAAACUUAUGAGGCUGUUGCCAGUCGGUUUUCGGAAAACUUUCUGAUGUAUUUUAAGAGUUCAAUCCUGAGGUUUAUGAAUGGUAUUAUUCCCAAUGUCUCCAAAAUAGGACCUACUGUUUUAUUUCAAGAUAUCAAUAGAUGGACAACCUUUUCGGGGUUGCUUUUAUUUGUUAAGGAUAUUUCUAAUGAUCAGUUUGUUAACUUGAGAGAAUCAUUUAAUGAAUCUGCUUCAGAAUUGGUGAAUGAAUGGUUGAAAUAUCGAUUAGAAGAUUAUCAUAAGGUUAAAGUAGCAGAAGCCAAUGCUAAAGAGGCUGAAGAUGUGACAUCCAAGUUGAAUCCACCUGAAAGUCCAGAUGGCUCACUGGUUCGUAAAGGUGGAUUAAGAUUAUCUACAAGAAAGGAAAGACUUAUAAGUCGGCUUAGUGGUAUUAACGUUGGAGAUUCCAAAUAUGAAGUUGAACGUACAGUAUUUUUAUUGAUUUUUGACACAAUGGCAUUGGUUCAAAGCUUUGCCUAUAUUUUAACCACAUUGUUCCAUUAUCCAAUGGAUGGGGUUAUAUUCCCGAAGUAUGUUGAAGAAAACUCUUUUAGUGAAAGAGUACGGUUGUCUCAAGUACACACUUUCACUGAAAUUGAUAAGGUAUACAGACAAUGUACUAGUGACUUGGUUAAUAAUAUGAUGGCUAUAUUUGGGAAUUAUGUGAUUCAAUUUUCCAAAGUAGUUAUCCCAUCAGAAACGUUUGUUCUUAAGGUUGUUAGAGCACUAGAAAAGGCUACCAAUGAGAACAUUGGUAAUGCAAUGCAAGAUUUCCUUAUCUUCAAUUUCAUCAAGAAAUUAAAGGAUAAGUAUAUUAAUUUGUGGAACAGACAUGUUCAAGCCCAAAUAGAUCAAGUUAACCAAUCAACCAUUGGAUCCAAAAUACAUGUCUUAUCAUGUUUGAGAAGAAUUAUUGGAGUGGUUCAGAUUCUUGAAGCACAAGCUCUGAUGAAAGCACCACCAACGUCAACCUCGUCUACUACGACUCCUACUAUUCUGAAUUCUUCUGGAUCAAUUGGAGCUUUUGGAGAAUCCACCACUGAUACAGAUGAUGGCUUUGAUAACGGUACAUUGAUGGCUAAAGUUGCUGAAUCGUCAUAUGGGGAUAUUACUUUGAGUUUAACUCAUUUGUUUGAAAGAGAAGAUCCGUUAUUGAAGAAUAGUGAUUUUGAUGAUCAAGAAAGAAGUUUAAGAAAUGUUUCCAUAAUCUUGAACACCUUUUAUCUUACGGACCAAUUACAAAUUGGGAAUAAGGAACUGAGUAAAUUAAUCGGUACUGUUUCCAAAUACUAUGAACAAUCCAAAACCAUAUUUUUUAAUGAUUUGAUGGCCAAAUCUAUUGGUAAAUUGGUAGAAUUUGUUCGUAUACAUUCUCAGGUGAACCAAGUGAAGUAUAACAAGAAGGCUGUGAAACAAGCACUAAGUGGUUAUGAUAUACACAGUUUAUCUUCAAAAGUGGUUGAAACUCAUCGUAAGAUGGAAGCUUUGUUACCAACCAGUGAGUCGGGCGUUGAACGGAUCUUAUUGGAGAAGUUAUGGAACGAAUAUGAAGUAAGUUUCUCCGAUAUUAUCGCCAAGACCAAUGCCAUCGUUAGAAGAGAAUAUCCUGAUGUUGAGUUUAAUAUUCCAAGAGUAGAUGUUCGUUCCAUGUUUAAGUCUGCAACUAUAAGAACCGAUUUUAAUUAA